Molecule: messenger RNA, 2892 nt
Organism: Pocillopora verrucosa
Lineage: Eukaryota; Metazoa; Cnidaria; Anthozoa; Scleractinia; Pocilloporidae
Source: RefSeq, a predicted model, not a curated record
CCACUGCUCUAUUGUACUCAUGAAGGAAUGAAGAAUAUAUCAGGACCAAAAUGGUGCCUCUACUGUUAUACCUGAGCCGGGAAAAGCUAAACAUGGGAUUCAAUUGCUGCCAAGCCUCUCAGAGGAUUCCCAAAUGCAGCCUGGUCGUUCAAGAACCCCAGCUAUACUCACUACUCCUGAAAGAGCACAAUCCAAGCACAGUCCUUCUACUCCAGAUUCUUCAUUAACAAACAUAGAGAAUGACCUGAGAGCAAGGGAAUACCAAGGAGCCAUUCCAAAAAGGAACUGGUAUCAGCCCUCACACAGCACUGUUAGGCAUGAUGUUAGGCAGGAUAGUGAGUCAAAUUUAAAUCUACCCUCCAUACAAGCAGGAGAUUUUACGGGCGACUGUCCUCAAUCUAGUUCCCCUCCUCCAGAAUUGAUUGAAAUUGCUGCAAGAAAUUCUGCUGGUUGUGAAAUCUUUUGUGAUUCCUUGUUACGAAAUGAAAAUCAAGAUACUGAGUCCUCCUCAGAAGAAGGCAACUCCCUCUCCCAGAUGACAUCAUUAUCCACUACUCGAAUGGAUGCACCUGCCUCAGGGCAUGAAGGUAUUCAGCACCAAAACAGUGCAUCUGCCACUAUACCUGAAGGUGGAAAAACUAAACAUCAGAUCACCAAAAGGCAGCUAGAUCACUGCAAAAUAACACCAGCCAGACCCAACACUCCAGAAGGAGCACAACCUGGUAGAAACUCCCUCUCACUAGUGACUGGACGUCAUAACAGCAGGCCAAACCAGACUGGUGAAGAAGAUGACAGAGCUGUAGAACAUUAUGAUGCCACAGAAAAUAAUGGUCUACUGGAAGAAACAAAACAGGAAUUAGAAUCCUCACAGAAAAGUGUCCUGUAUUUAGUAAAGAAAUUAAGAGAAAAGGAGUCAUUCUGCCAAACUCUCAGGGCAGAUCUGUUCCAGUCAAGGCAAACUUUGGAGGAAUCCAGACAGCAGUGUGUUAAUUUAAGGAUUUCUAGAGAUAAUUUACAGGCAGAAAAUGAAGAGCUGAGGAGAAGUUUGGAGGAACUGCAGCAUUUGUCAUAUAGGAUACUUGAGGACAAUCACAGGUUCAGGUUAUUACUGGCUAGGCAAGCAGGUGAUGUUGCUUUUGAAGGAAGCAGUGCAGCUGUAGGAGAGGGCAAUGUAUCAGAUUGUAGCGAGGUUGAACCAGAAGCUGAUGAGCAGCCAGGUCCAUUUCCUUAUCUCCAAGAGUCAGACUCUGAAGAUUCCAGUGAUGAUGAGUUCUUUGACGCACUAGACCAGACUUAUAUAGUAAAUGAAUGUGGAAAGAGUCUACUGAAUCUUCCCUAUCUUUGUGACCACAUUAGUAACAUCAUCAUCAUCAUCAUAAGUGCUAUUGUUACAUAUUAUUUAAUCUAUAUGAUGUUUAUAAAUUCACGUUAAUGCAACGUGAGAUACCAUGUUUGCCUCAGAUGGCGGUUUAUUGGCUGAGAAAAUAGGUUAAUGUUGUAAAUAUUUAAAAACUAGAUGCAUACCUGCAAGUGCUUUUAAUGGUACAACUAGGCGUAGUCUACAUUCAGUUUUUGCACACAUUUCAUGUGGAAUUUUCAAUGUGAAAGGCAUGUGGAGAAUUUAAUCUCUCGUACAGCGCUUUUACAAGCAUUUCAAUUAGUUCUGGAAGCCUCCAUGUGAAAAAAAGAUGUAAUUAUCGCCUCGACAACAAUCUGUACAUGAGCAAAUGUGAAUUUAACUCUCAGGCCUUCUAGGUAGUGCUUGUGUAACAUGUGCUAUUAGUUUUUGUUAAUAUGUAUUUGACACUUUGUCUAAUAGCUGUCAAAAGGUUUGGUGAUUUCUUGUACACAAUCAUAGAUGAAUGGAUUGUGUGUGGACAUUUUUAAUAAUGGAAGAUCUUUCCAAAAAUUCUCAAUGAAAGAAAAAAAUUAAUAGAUUCUUGGAAAAACACAAGAAUUAGCUUUUCCUCUACUGGAGACAUCAAUUUUAUCUUGCAAUUUGGCGAUUCCGUAGAUGAAUUGAAAUGUACAAUCAGCAUUCAAGAAAACUAGCAUCUGUAAUGGUGUGCUUUUCCAAUCUUCAGUCAUAAGAGGCGAGCUUGUUAUAUUGAUGAUAACAUAUGAUAGGCAUGAACAUACAUGUAUGUCAGUUUUUGGUAAUAUAUACCGCAUGAGAUUUUAGAAAAAAAAAUACAGUUAGCAUUAAAACGUUUCUUGAUUGAUCAUUUAUGAUAGAGAACAAAUGAAUAGUUAUAUGUAGAUACAGUUAUGAUAGACAGUUGAGGGACAUUAAGCCAAAAGCCAAUUUUCAGUGACAUAUACCUAGUGAGAUUUUAGAGAAAAAUGCAGUUGACAUGAAAACAUUCUCUAAGUAAUAAUUUAUGGUAUAGGGUUAAUGAACUGAUAUUUGUAGAUAUAUUUAUGAUAGACAGUUAAAGGACAUUAAGGCAAAAGCCAUUUUGAGAAUAUUUUGAAAGUGACAUGUUGACUUAUUUAGAGAGAACAUGAUUAUAUUUUAACGGCAAAAUUUUUCCAAUAGCCUUAAAACUAUUUUUCUCAAAAUGUAGUGUCUUAAGCAAUUGACUGUAUAAUUUUUUUGCUCCUUUUAUAUUAUUUUAUUUUCAGUUUGUAACAAUUUAUAAAUUAAAUGUCGCAAGUGAAGAUAUAAAUUAUCGAAAUGUAAACCUUCGCUCUGACAAAGGGCUAACACUCUCUCAAUUCUUUUUCCCAAGUAUUGUGGAAAAUGUGUGACUGCAUACCACAAACAGACAAGAGUUAUCAAAUCAGUCUUACGUUCUGUGGUUUAAAGGUUAAUGUACGUCCUAGCUAGACGAAAAAAUGAAGCUGUUUGGCUUAGAUGUGAUUUUGAAAACAUUAAAAGUAUUUAGUUUA